Molecule: messenger RNA, 1670 nt
Organism: Nerophis lumbriciformis (worm pipefish)
Lineage: Eukaryota; Metazoa; Chordata; Actinopteri; Syngnathiformes; Syngnathidae
Product: nucleotide sugar transporter SLC35D2-like
Source: RefSeq, a predicted model, not a curated record
UGGCAGGACUGGAGCCGACACUCGUCCACGGAGCGGAAUGAGAACAAAUCGGGGAUGGCAGACAGACCUCCGACGGUGUUCAUGAAGCUGCUGGCCGCCGGAUUUUACAGUACGAGCUCCUUUUUCCUGGUGGUGGUGAACAAGAGUGUGCUCACCCACUACAGGUUCCCUUCGUCGAUAUGCGUUGGGAUUGGGCAAAUGUUGGCCACGGUGAUUGUCCUGUGGGUGGGCAAGGCUGCGAGGGUGAUCAGCUUCCCAGACUUCGACAAGAAAGUACCACGCAAGACGUUUCCUCUACCUCUCCUCUAUGUGGGCAAUCAAAUUUCUGGUUUGUCUGGAACCAAAACCCUCAAUUUGCCCAUGUUUACUGUCCUCAGGAGGUUCUCCAUCUUAUUCACGAUGCUGGCCGAGAGAUUUCUGCUCAAGAGAAAAUUCUCCAGGUCCAUCCAGCUGACAGUAUUUGCAAUGAUCCUCGGGGCCUUCAUAGCUGCAAGCGCUGACAUGUCCUUUGACAUGCAAGGCUACAUCUUCAUCUUCCUCAACAAUGUGCUCACCGCCGCCAACGGUGCUUAUGUGAAGCAGAAAUUGGAUGCAAAGGAGCUGGGCAAAUACGGUUUGCUGUACUAUAACGCACUAUUUAUGAUCCUGCCCACUGUGCUCUUGGCUCACAUGACCGGCGACAUACAGAAGGCUGUGGCGUUCAAUGGCUGGUCAGAUGCUUUGUUCCUCACACUGUUCCUCCUCUCUUGCAUCAUGGGGUUUGUUCUCAUGUACUCCACAGUGUUGUGUACACAGUAUAACUCUGCGUUGACCACCGCCAUCGUUGGAUGCAUCAAGAAUGUGCUGGUGACGUAUGUCGGCAUGGUGCUAAUCGGGGACUACGUCUUCUCAUGGACUAACUUCAUAGGUGUGAACAUCAGCAUCGUGGCCAGCUUGGUGUACUCCUACAUCAGUCUGCGAGAGGAGCAGCCCAACAAGGCCAGCGAAAGCCCCAAAAUGGAAAUCAAGGGCAAGGUGGUCGUAUGACACUGGUUUCUCUUUCACUUUUUGUAUGACAAUGUACAGCUAAAGUCUUUUAUUUUGUAUUUAUGACUCCAAGCAAAGUUGUCGUGUUGCUGCCAUGGUUACGAGAUUGUUUCCUUUUAAAGAGAUGCUAUUUUCUUGACAUCUGUAUUUUAAUAUGGUCAGUGUUGAAAAGGGAUGAAUAUUUAUGAGGUUUCUGCGGAAUGUUGAAGAUCUUCUAGCUGUUUACAAGAAUGUGAAGGCUGAAAUGUACUCUCUCGCCUCACGUCUUGCUUGUCUCUCCUCGCCGCCGGCACCAACAGGACUAACCGCUAAUCACGGCGCCGAAAAAGAAUUCGGAGCUACCCUUUCAUCGUGUUCUGGAAAAACCUGCUCCCCAUUAGAAGUCAUGCGCCCCAAGCAUCUGCGCCAGCGUAUGAAUCCAGGCCAGGUUAGGUCCUGACACCAAAUGCCAAUAUUAGUGUAUUUAUUAUUUCACACUACUGACGUUCAAAUGUAGGAACUGUGGCUGUUAUUAAGGCAGCGUCAAAAAGCCUCCAAACCAGAAGAAAACAGCUGAUGUGUCAUGAGAACAUGCUGAGGCCUUCACACUAAUAAUGAACUAAAUAUUUGUCUACAAUAUAUAGAUAACAGGUAUCUAGCCCACU